AUGCUGGAUCAACCCAGUGACCCAAAGUUCAAGGGCGCUUUGGCCCAGAUCUAUGUCCGAAGCCAACCCUAUGGAGGUUCCGAUAAGAGCAACAACGGCCACCGUUACGAUUCCAUCCCGAUCGUGAAUGGCAUGAUCAGCGCUGGAAUGAGUUGCCAGCUGACUCACUACACACACGAGGAGCAUGACAAGUUUUUCGAGCUUUGCAGAAACUUCGACUUUGUCAUCGUGCGAUGCAAUCCAGGCCAGAUCAAGGCAGACGGCGGUGACCAACAGAAGUUUGAUGAUGGCAUGUGUGCUUUGAGGAAGAUGGGCAAGCAGGUUUGGCCAUCCCCUGAUGUCAUGGAGAAGAUGGGAGCCAAGGAUGCCUUGUGCAAGGUGGCUACCAUGAACAUUGGUUUGCCAGACACUCUGGCCUACUACAGCCCUGAGGAGUUCUCCGCUGGCUUCAAGAAGACCAUGGCGUUCCAGCCACGUGUCAUCAAGCAGAAUCGUGGCUCAUCUGGCGAGGGCAUUUGGAUCAUCAAAUUGAAAGAUGAGAACUACUGCAAGGAGUACGGCGAGAGGUCCUGUGAGGAUGGUGAGAAGCUGGUCCUCACGGAGGCCAAUGACAAACAUGAGGAGGAGCACACGGUGGCCGAGUUCAUCGAAUUCUGUGUUCAUGGCCGUACGCACAAGUCAGGUGAGUGGACCUCCAAAGGUGUCGGCAAGUACUUGGAGGGUGGCAAGGAGGCAGGUGGCCAGCUUGUGGAUCAGCGCUUUCGCCCACGUAUUGUGAAAGGACUGCGCUACAAUCUCAUUGGUGACAACAUAAUCGGAAUCUCACUCGGCAUCAGUCUUUCACCAGACUGUUCCGAAUUUGCCGAGCUGACUGAGAACUUCCGGAAGGACUUGCCCCACGUGAUGCCUUCCCUGGACUUGGCACAUGAGCCGUUGCCACUUUGGUGGACCACUGACUUCAUCAACGCCUCAGCGAAGGCCGAGGAUGAGAAGUGGGACGACACCCCCAACGCCUGCUGGGAUGACAUCUCAGAGGUAAACAAGGCAGAGGCAAAGAAGAUCGGCGUCCUCAUGGGAGAACAGGCGUUGAGCAUCCUGCAGAUGGUCUCGGUCUCUCAGUUGUACGGAUGA
This is a messenger RNA of Cladocopium goreaui, 1131 nucleotides long. NCBI's taxonomy places the organism in Eukaryota, Dinophyceae, Suessiales, Symbiodiniaceae. The record is from the annotation of a GenBank genome assembly.